UAAAUUUCUUAAAUUUCAGCUAUAUGUACAGUUUUUAAAUCAAUUAAUUCAUCACUGAACUUAACCACAUUAUCGUAGUGGUAUUGGCAUCAUAAAAUUAGUGUCACAUAAAUUAGGUCUUAUUUCGUCUGAAAAAUAAGGACAAUGUUCAAAAAAUUUAAAGAUAAACUUGCAGAAGAAGUUAAAUCAUCUCCCCAAAGAAUUCAACAAUUUGCCCAAGCUGCUCAGGCAGCAGUUACCUCUGCAUCUAGCAGCAUAUCAGAUAUUACCAACAAUGAUUUGUUCUCAAUAGGGGAUAAUGAUAUACCAAAUAAGAAUCAGACAAAUCCAAACAAUAAGGAUAAUAUUGUGAUGCAAAACUCUGCUCUAGCCAUGCAAGGUAGCUCAGAUUUAGCUGAUUUUACAGUAAAUUAUGAGGAUAAACAUAGACAGCGGCGACUAUCAAAUAGUUCAUUUGCUAGCGACAUAUCAUUUCGACUGCCUAACUAUGAAAGCCCAUCAAUGUAUCAUUUGCAGUCAGAUAUGGAAGUAUCAGCAAGUGAAGCAGAAGAGAAAGGUUUUACCACUGGAAAUGUAAAUCUUGACCGAGUGACUAAGGAACAACUAUAUGCUGCAUACAGAAGGACACAGGAUAGGUGUAAAAAAUAUAAAACCCAAUAUUCAGAUUUAGCUCGGCAUUAUAAACUCCUGGAAAGGGAAAAUGCUAAAGCAAGGAAUGUGUUAGUUGAAACUCAGGAUAAAGCUCUCAGAAGAAUAUCAGAAUUAAAAGAACAGUGUUCAUUAGAACAGAGUGCAAAAGCACAUCUUGAAAAAGCUCUUCGUGUUGAUAUUGAAGAAAAGCAAAUGAAAAUUGAUGCUUUAAGUACUCAGCUCAAUCUCUUGCAAAGCAAUAAUAUCCCAGAAAAUAAAGAAAACGCAACAGAAAAUUCUCACAUGCCAUUAAUUAAUUUGAAUGAAGAAAAUGAAUGUAAAGAUAAAAUAAAGGAGGAAGAAGAAGUCUCUGUCAUAAAUAAUAAAAUUGAAAAGCUAGAGCAACUGUUAGCCAAGUAUAAAGAUUCUUUAAAAACUGUUAAGGAAAAGAAUUCUAAUAUGACAGCUGAAAUUCAGAAAUUAACAUUAGAUUUAGAAGCAAAAUCGAAAGAAAAUAUUCAGCUACAGAUAAAUAUAGAAAAAAUGUCAGAGAGCAAAAAACAAGUCCAAGAACUAUUAGAAAAAAUAGAAAGCUUAGAAAACAUAAAUAACACCCUUGAAUUUUCAAAGAAUAAAGAAAAAUCGAUUUUGGAAGCAAAUUUACAAAACGCUAAAGAGGAAAUAUCACAAUUACAAAAAAAGGUGCAAAUCUUAAGUAAAAGAGAAGAAGAAUAUGCUAUUUCCCUUGCAGAAAAUAAAUUGAGUAUCCAUAAAGAACUUGAGAGUAAAGAAGCAGAAAUUAAGUCACUCAAAGACAGUUUAGCUAAUAGUCAAAAUGAAAUCAAGUCUUUAAACAAAUCAGUAAAAGACUAUCAAAAUGAGAUUGUCAAGUUGGAAGGGGAACACUCAAAAUUGACAAAUGACCUGCACAAUCUAAAUGUAGCAAUAACUAAAUCGGAAGAAUUAAAUAAAGAUAUAGAAAAGUUGAAUGAUAAAGUAAAAUUACUGGAAGGUCUCAAAACAAAAUCUGAAGAAGAUAUUAACUGUCUCCAUUUGCAAUUAAAACAAGAGACAGCUGAAAAAUUGUCAGUAAUUGAUAGAAAUGUUUAUUUAGAAAGUCGUAACUCACAGUUAACUGAAGACAAUGAGAAAAAGAGAUCCCAAAUUAACAAGCUUGAAAAUGAAAAUGUUUCCCUUAAACAACAUUUGGAGGAUGUAAAGAAGUCAUUAGAACAACAUAAUCAAGAUGAUUUGGAAUCCCAUCAACUAAGGCUAACAGAGGAGGUGACUGCCUGGAAACUAAAGUGUAGCAGUUUGGAAUCAGAAAUACAAGAGGAGAGGGUUGAAUUAGUCAAAUUACAAUCAGAAAUUGAAAAAUUAUUGAAUAAUCAUGAAUCAUUACAAAAUCAAAAUAUUCAACUUAAUAAAUCACUUGAUCAUUUUAAAGCCGAAAAUGUAACAUUACUCCAAAAAGUAGACAAAUAUCAGAAGAUACACUACAAGUUAAAAGAUUUAAAAAAGGAGCUAUUGGAUAUUCAAAAUAUAGUUGUACUUACUUCUACUGAGUCAAAACUGCUCACUAAAAAAGUUUUGACAGAAUGGAUACCUCAAAUAAAAGAAAAUAUAAAUUUUGAUGCAUUCCAACAAGAUACCAAUAAAAUACAACAGAGCAAUACACAAUUAAAAGAAGAGAUUGCAAAAAUUACCAAUGAUUAUAAAUUGCUUAAGGAUAAUGCUAAUUUACUUCAAAAAGAUAGUUUAUCUUUGAAAGAGGCUUUAGAGAGCCGUGUUUCAGAAUGCACAGUUCUCUCUGAAAAAAUACAGAAUAUGCAAAUGGAACAUGAUGAAUAUGUUGUGGGAUUGAAAAAUAAAUUAAAAUCUAUAGAAGAACACAAUGUUAGUUUGGAAACUAAAGUCAAAAUAUUAGAAGCCACUAUUAUUGCGCUCCGUGAAGAAUUAGAUACUGUUAAAAAUGAAAAUCAAAGCAAACAAAAGAAGAUUGACUCUUUAUUGGCAGAAAAUAAUGAAGUUACAAAAAUUAGAAACGAAAAUUCAGGGAAACAAGAUUAUAUUUAUGAGUUGGAAAGCAAGUUACAGAUUAUUGAACAACAAAAUGGUAAUUUAAAACGAUUACAAGAAGAAUUAGAUAAAAAGAACACAUCAUUGGAGUCUCAGCUGAGUGAAAAACUUACAACACACCAUGAAACAGAGGAUAAUUUAAAAAUGUUAGAAAAAGAAAACAAGGAAUUAAAAUUGUCCAUUGCUGAAAUUGAAAAUAAUUCUAAAAAUGUUGAAUCCAAAUUAGUCGAGCUACACAAAUGUCAAAGUGUAUUAGAAAGUGAUAUUAAUAAAUUGAAACAGGAAAAUAAUGAAUUAAUUUCUUCUAAAGCAGAUAUGGAAGAAAAGCACAAAAACAUGUUAGAUCAAGUUCAAAACAAAAAUUUAGAAAUGGACAAAAAUGUACAGACACUAAAUCAGAAUUAUCAAGAGUUGAAAACGAUACAUGCAGAGACUGAAAACAAAUAUAUGAUGGCUGAAAAUGAAUUACAUGAACUGCAAAAUGUGCAUAGUGAAAUCAAAAAACAAAAAGAAAAUUUAGAGGAAACUGUUUUAAAAUUGGAAAAUGAAGUAUCUAAUCAAAUUCAACAAAUAAAAGAUCUAAAUGAGGAUAUUAAGUUGCACAAUAGUAAAACAUGUGAAUGUGACUUCCUCAAAGAUGAAAAUAGACGGUUGUGUUCAGAUAUUGAAGGCUUACAAACAUACUUAAGUAAGAUUUCGAAGGAGAAUAGUGACUUGAAUGACAAAAUGAGAGAAUUGAUUGCAUCAAGUGACAAUCUGCCAGAUGGGAAUGAGGAACUUAAAAACGAAAUACAACUUGGUAAAGAGAAGAUUGAAGAUUUGUUACGGGAAAAUUCCUUAUUAAUUGAAGAAAACUUAGAAUUAAAAGAUCAAAUACAAUCACAAAAUAACAGUACUACCAACGUUCAAUCAAUUCAGAAAAGGAGCACAAAUGAUAAUCAUAGUGAAUUGAAAGAUAUUCAUGAAAAGUAUUAUAGUUUACUAGAAAACAAAAGUCAGCUAGAAUUAAAGGUCAAUGAACUAGAGCAAAUGAAUAACUCAUUAAAUAAAAAUGUUGAUCAUACACAAAACAAUUAUGAAAGACUUAAAUUGUCAAAUGAGAAACUGCAACGAAAACUUGAUGAAGCGCUUGUUAGUUUAAGGCAUCUGCAUGCUCUUGAAGAAAACACCGAGUUGGAGUACUUAAGGAACAUACUUUACGAAUACCUUACAGGGUCAGGGACUCACUCUUUAACAUUAGCGAAAGUUUUGGCAGCUGUCGUUAAAUUCGAUGAUAGACAAACUGAACAGAUACUUCAAAAAGAAAAAGAACGCCAAGGAUUCCUUCAUCAACUAGGAAUCAUUUGAUACGAGGAAAUAUAGAAAUAUUUGUUAAUAUGUAAAUACCAUAACUAUAAUUAUAAUCCAUACUAAAAUUAUAAAUGCGAAAGUAACUCUGUCUGUCUGUCUGUUACUCAAUC
This is a messenger RNA of Colias croceus (clouded yellow), 4169 nucleotides long. Its product is annotated as golgin subfamily A member 4-like. The coding region runs from base 145 to 4056 and encodes 1303 amino acids. Gene Ontology annotation, cellular component: Golgi apparatus. The record is from RefSeq and is a predicted model, not a curated record. Gene Ontology annotation, biological process: Golgi vesicle transport. Gene Ontology annotation, molecular function: small GTPase binding. NCBI's taxonomy places the organism in Eukaryota, Metazoa, Arthropoda, Insecta, Lepidoptera, Pieridae. The transcript is spliced from 8 exons.